Molecule: messenger RNA, 747 nt
Organism: Eutrema salsugineum
Lineage: Eukaryota; Viridiplantae; Streptophyta; Magnoliopsida; Brassicales; Brassicaceae
Exons: 1
Coding region: 1-462 (153 amino acids)
Source: RefSeq, a predicted model, not a curated record
AUGGAACAAGAUUGUGGUGCUUUUGCAGCAGAUUGUGUUAUCCUCUGUUGCUGCUGCGAGUGCUUUUUGCUACAAGUUUUUAUCUUCGUCUUCUACAAGACGCCUCGUAAACUUGCUCAGAAGAUGAAGAAAUUUGUGAUCAGGAGGCUGCGAGGAAAGAAGAGAAGAGACGCGAAAACCAUCCUACCCACAAAGGAGGAGGAUUGUAGAGAGGAGGAGGAGCAUUUGUCCGGUGAUGGGUCGAGAUUUAGUUGCAUGGAGGAUACAGAGGAGAUGUUGCAAGAACUUUCCAUGAAGGGAGAGUUUGUGUUUGGGAGUUUCUGGCGACAAGGAGACCCUACAAACGAUUUCGAUUUCGGAAACUCACAAUAUGAAAUAGCUAAAGACAGUGAUCAUUCCUUAUCAUUGCUCAUCUCACAAGAUGUCUUAUUGGAUUCAAGAAUCCAAAUAAUGAAGCCUUAGGAGGACCGGAACUAAAGGGGUAUACAACUUCCCUAUGCACUCUCCAUUUCUCUAAGAAUUACAGUAAAAACUAAAGAACUAGUACCAAUCUUGAAAGAGCAAAAGAAGAGAAAAGGCGAGAUGACAGCCACUAGCAACAACUGUGUGGCAUUGCAUACUCUCUUUACUGGAACUCUGAUGUAUAAUCUUCAGCUGUUCCCUAAUGCGUUUCAGUGACAUAAUCAGAUGUUUCUUAACCAGGCAAGGCCCAAAGAAUCAGAGAAUGUACAACAACUGUUAAACAGC